This is a messenger RNA of Hypanus sabinus (Atlantic stingray), 4404 nucleotides long. It is a transcript of the gene itgb6, whose product is annotated as integrin, beta 6. Gene Ontology annotation, molecular function: integrin binding. The record is from RefSeq and is a predicted model, not a curated record. Bases 187 to 2547 code for a protein of 786 amino acids. The transcript is spliced from 16 exons. Gene Ontology annotation, cellular component: cell surface; focal adhesion; integrin alphav-beta6 complex. Gene Ontology annotation, biological process: integrin-mediated signaling pathway; cell adhesion mediated by integrin; cell migration. NCBI's taxonomy places the organism in Eukaryota, Metazoa, Chordata, Chondrichthyes, Myliobatiformes, Dasyatidae.
GAGUGAGCCAUCUGCUCCACCCCCGCAGGUGGAAGGUAGGCUGCACGCCUCAUGCUGUCUGACUGAGACUCCUCCUUCGCAAAGCCCGAGGCCGCAGGUAUCGGCAGCCUCUCGGGUAAAAUUCUCCUUGCUGCUUGGAACGUAUUCCCUUUUUUACCUGUUUAUUGUGCGUUCAAGUCGGAAGAUAUGGCGGUAGACCUGGUAACAAUCGUGUUGCUUCUGGGAAGGAUGUUAGGCAGUGUUGCAGGGUCUUGUUCUUCUGGAAAUGCAGACACUUGUGAAGACUGCCUGAAACUCGGACAUCAAUGCGCUUGGUGUUUUCAAGAGGACUUCAAUGUUGAUUUAAAUUCCGGUGGAAGGUGCGGCGCCCUCGACGACCUCUUACGGCAAGGGUGUUCUGUGGAGUUUAUCGAGUUCCCAGUUAGCCACGUUCAUAUUAUAAGUAACCAGACUUUAAGCUUGAGUCGACAAAAGGGGGACGAGAAAAGGAUACAAAUGUCUCCCCAAAAACUCAUACUUAAUCUGCGACCAGGUAAUCAGGUGACAUUCGAAGUGGAUGUGCGCCAGGCUGAAGAUUAUCCAGUUGACCUCUAUUAUCUAAUGGAUCUCUCUGCCUCUAUGGUUGAUGAUCUAGCCAGAAUUAAAGAACUGGGCUCCUCGUUAUCCAAGGAGAUGGCCAAAUUAACCAGCAACUUUAAACUAGGCUUUGGCGCAUUCGUAGAAAAGCCAGUGUCUCCUUAUAUCAAAACAACACCGGAUGAUUUAAUUAAUCCCUGCUGGACUAUGUAUGCGCAUUGCUUGCCCGCAUUUGGGUAUAAGCACAUGCUCUCGCUGACUGAAAACACCAUAAAAUUUAAUGAAGUUGUUCAAAAUCAACAGAUUUCUGCAAAUCUAGAUACACCCGAAGGAGGAUUUGAUGCCAUAUUACAAGCCACUGUGUGUAAGGAAAAAAUCGGUUGGCGAAAUGAUUCCUUGCACUUAUUGGUAUUUGUGAGUGAUGCUGAUACGCACUUUGGAAUGGACAGCAAGUUGGCUGGUAUUGUUGUUCCUCAUGAUGGAAAAUGCCAUUUAGACAGCCAGAACAUAUAUGCCAAGACAAGAGCAAUGGAAUAUCCUACACUUGGACAGCUAAUAGAAAAGCUUCUUGAAAAUGAUAUCCUGUUAAUAUUUGCUGUGACGCAAGAGCAGUUGAGUAUAUACAAGAAUUAUGCCAAACUUAUACCCGGUGCUACAGUGGAAACUCUCGCAAAUGAUUCUAGAAAUAUCCUUCAGUUGAUAAUUAAAGCAUAUAAGGAGCUACGAUCUGAGGUGGAACUGGAAGUUACUGGGGAUACAGAAGGGGUGCAAUUUGUAUUCACGGCUAUCUGCCAAAACGGCACUGUCUUCCCCGGAGAAAAGAAAUGUUCUCAUCUCUACAUCGGAGAGAAGGUUUCCUUCAACAUGACUGUUGAGUUGACUGAAUGCUUGAAGGAACCUAAGCAUAUUGUGGUAAAACCUCUAGGAUUCCAAGAUACGCUGGAGAUUGAAGUACGGUCUGCCUGUAGGUGUGGCUGUCAAACAAAUGCAGAGCACAAUAGUUCACGAUGUAAUGACAGUGGCUCUCAUCAGUGUGGUGUGUGCAUUUGCAAUGCUGGACGAUUUGGGCCUCAUUGUGAAUGUGCGGAGGAAAGUAUAAACUUUAGCAUCUGCAAGUAUAGUGCAGAGAACAUUUCCUGCAAUGGUCGUGGUGACUGCUACUGUGGGCAGUGUGCCUGUUAUCCAUCUGAGUUUGGGCAGAUUUAUGGUACCUACUGUGAAUGCGAUAACUUCUCCUGUGUUCGAUCUAAUGGGCUUCUGUGUGGAGGGCAUGGAUCAUGUGACUGUGGGGAAUGCCAUUGUGACCAAGGAUGGAUGGGUGAAUAUUGUAACUGCACCACAAGCACAGACUUGUGUAUUUCCAAAACUGGAAAACUAUGUAGUGGGCGUGGCGAGUGCAAAUGUGGAAAAUGUGUCUGCUCACAUUCCGGAGCCUCUGGAGAUAGAUGUGAAAAGUGCCCAACUUGUUCUGAGCUCUGCUCUUCUAAGCGAAGCUGUGUUGAAUGUCACCUUUCUAAGGUGGAUGGAUCAACAGAUGAAUGCCAAGAGAAAUGCCUGCUCGUUGAUUCUACUGUCAAUCAAACCGCAGACUUUGAAGAAAACCAAGCUACUUACUGUACUUUGAAAAGCAGCAAUGACUGUAAAAUGUCAUUUCGUUUAUUUAAAUAUGAAAAUGGAGAAUCGCUUCUUUUUGACCUUGAACAAUACGAAUGUCCUUUGCCACCAAAUGUUUCUAUGAUAGUUUUGGGAAUUUCUUUGGCUAUCCUUGUUGUUGGAUUGGCAAUUCUGUUUAUCUGGAAAAUGCUAAUAUCCAUCCAUGACCGCAAAGAGGUAGCCAAAUUUGAAGCGGAACGAGCAAAGGCUAAAUGGCAAACGGGCACAAACCCACUUUACAGGGGUUCAGUUUCCACAUUUAAAAAUGUGACCUACAAACAUUAUGAAAAAAAGGAAUUUACUACAUUUAAGAAUUAAUCAUUAAUUUAUUGGAAAAUAAUUGUGCUUUUUGAUGCAUGCACAGAUGACAGGCUUUCGUGUUAGAGAAAAUCAUUACAUGGCACAUCCAUUCCUUCCUGUAAUUAAGAGGUGGGCUAGUCACUUGUAUUUGUAGAUAAAUAUCAACUUAACAAGUAUGGUAGAUGGAUAAUUAUAGAUGAAUCCAAUUAACUAUUAUAUUUUCCUUAUUGUAUGGUAUUAAUAUUUUGAAAGAUGCAAGAAAACCUAUUUGGAUUUAGAGUAUUAAGGUAACCACAGGAAAGGAACUACAUGGAUAUGUAAUCAUUUUGCCACAGAAACUCCACAGUAGUUCUGCUGACCUCUAGAGCUGACAGUGUGCCUACGGCUGCACAGUUUUCUUCGAGGUGCUUGGAUUUCGUCCUGCUCCCAAAAGAUGUUUACGUUGGUAGGUUAAUUAGCCGCAGUAAAUUUGUGUGGAGAAGUGGUAGAAUCACAAAGGAAUUGAUAGGAAUGUGUGGAGAAUGGGAAUCAGUGCCAGAUUAUGUUAAAAGAGUUCCUGAUUGUCAGAAACAUGAGAAGAUCUGUAGAUGCUAGAAAUCCAAAGCAACACACACACAAAUCGCCGGAGGAACUCAGCAGGUCAGGCAACGUCAAUGGAAAAGAGUAAACAGUCAACGUUUCAGGUGAGACCCUUCAGCAGGAGUCCUGAUGAAAGGUCUCAGCCAAAAACAUCAACUGUUUACUUUUUUCCAUAGAUGUUGCCUGGCCUGCUGAGUUCCUCCAGCAUUGUGUGUGUGUGUUGCUUCUGAUAGUCAGUGCAGAUUGGGCAUCCUUGUGGUACUAGUCCAAGAACAAUAAGUUAUAAGAAAAUGUUGGGAAUGGGAGCAGAUUUUAUUUUGCAUAUCACGUUUUUGGGGAAAGAUAUGUUAAUUCGAUAAGGGUGAAUUUCUGUCGCCUGAACAAUUGCAGCACAGGGGAAGCAGCAGUCAUAGAAAUCUAUGAAACCUUACACUGCAACAUUGCUAAUAUGAGAUCAAAAUAUCUUCUCCGAGCAUCCAAGACGAGUUAGGUGGCUACCAAUAUACUUAAGAUUGAACUAUAGUCCGCUGAAUUACUCAGUAUAAAUUAGAACCAUAAAUCAAAAAUUGAAUGAUAAAGAAUAGAUAAUUGAAAUCGGAAAACAAAAACAAUGAGGGGAAAGAAAGAUUGAAUUAACAGCGAAAAAUGAAACUAAAACUAAUGAAAAAUGUAUUUUUAUUUAUCAACAUCUAAUAGAAGCUAAAGAAAUGAGGUGCUGUAUGUAUAACCGUAAUGGUAAAUUUUCAAUGCUAGAAUGAUUGGACAGAACUUUAAAGAAAACUUUAAUGUAAAUUAUCAACUGACAUGGACAAGUCACAAUGUUUUAUAUUAUUUCAAUUGUGAGUUAGAUAUUCAGUUUUUUUUACACAUUUCAAACACCAAGUUAUGAAUUGUGUUUAUCAGCAGUCAGUUCAUGCAUAAAUAGUAAAUGGUUGGAUUCAACAUGAUUGUCAGAGGAAAUAUUAGUUUAACAUUCUUCAAAUUACUGUGGAAGUAAGUAUAAAGCAGGGAAUCUCAAAUGCUCAGAACAGUAACAUAAAAAUUAGCAUUUUUGGUUGGUAGUAUACAAGUGAUUUUCGAAGAUAUACUAAAUAUAUGCAAAAAGGAAUACUGUGUGUAUUUAAUAUUUUAGUAACAUUUGACUAAUUUUGUAAGUAUUUUGUUUGAUUUGGCAUUCUUUGCUGUUUAUGUAAUUAUUAUGUUUAUAUGUAAAAAUACGUGAAUUGCUUAAGUCAUGGCAGUACCACAUGAUAAUGUGCCUACCUCACUUAAAGUAAACACGAAGUUAGACUCACA